UAAUUAAACAAUCCUUCUGAAAUGUGUAGCAGAGUCAGUUACCUCCAUAUCCUAUAGCUCGUCUCUUCCGGUGAGCCAAAACCCUAACCCUAACCUGAAUUUUGAUCCUAAAUGGAACCGGCGAACGAUGAUGACCACCGAGCUAAUGGCUCCGACCACAGCCAUUUGGCUAAGAAACCUAAGCUGUCCACCAGCUCGUCUUCUCUCAUUACGGAUUCCGAAAUACGUGAAGAGUUCGCCCAUCAUCAGCCGGGGAUAGCUCGUAUCAAUAACGGCAGCUUCGGUAGCUGUCCGGCGUCCAUCAUCGCAGCUCAGAAGCGUUGGCAGCUCCGUUUUCUACAGCAACCCGAUGACUUCUUCCUUAACCAUCUUCAGAAGCGGAUUCUUCAUUCACGGACUAUUAUCAAGGAUGUUAUUAAUGCGGAGCACGUGGAUGAGGUGUCUCUUGUGGAUAACGCUACUACUGCCGCUGCAAUCGUUCUUCAACAUGUUGGAUGGGCUUUCGCGGAGGGACGGUUUAAGAAAGGAGAUGCUGUAGUCAUGCUCCAUUGUGCGUUUCAGGCUGUUAAGAAAUCGAUUGAGGCUUAUGUCACCCGGGCUGGUGGUUCUGUGAUCGUUGUUCAUUUGCCGUUUCCUCUUCGUUCGGAGGAAGAGAUUGUUGCGGAGUUUCGGAAAGCGUUGGCUAAGGGGAAAGCGAACGGAAAGAAGGUUCGGUUGGCUAUCAUUGAUCACAUUACAUCAAUGCCGUGUGUUGUCAUACCUGUGCGUGAUUUGGUUAAGAUUUGUAGGGAAGAAGGUGUUGAACGAGUGUUUGUCGAUGCUGCCCAUGCCAUUGGCAGUGUUCCUGUCGAUGUUAAAGAAAUUGGAGCUGAUUUUUAUGUAAGCAACUUGCACAAGUGGUUUUUCUGUCCUCCAUCGGUUGCCUUUUUGUAUUGUCGGAAAUCACCUGUAUCACCUGAUCUACACCAUCCUGUGGUGUCUCAUGAAUAUGGCAAUGGACUAGCCAUUGAAAGUGCAUGGAUAGGGACGAGAGACUACAGCUCUCAGCUAGUUAUACCUGAGGUGUUAGAAUUUAUAAAUAGGUUUGAGGGUGGGAUUGAGGGAAUUAGGUGGAGGAAUCAUAAGGCUGUGAUUGAAAUGGGACAAAUGUUGGCCAGUGCUUGGGGAACAUCGCUUGGCUGCCCCCCUGACAUGUCUCCAGGUAUGGCAAUGGUUGGUUUGCCUGUUAACCUUAGGAUUCUCAGCGAUAAGGAUGCUUUAAAUUUGAGAAAUCAUUUGCGUGACCAUUUUGGGGUGGAAGUCCCAAUUCACUACGAGGAAAUAAAGGAAUUACAGGAUGGUGAUGGCUACGUGACAGGAUAUGCUCGGAUUUCUCAUCAGGUUUACAAUAAGGUUGAUGACUAUAUAAAGUUGAAGGAUGCAAUUCUUCAGCUUGUGCGAGACGGAGUUACUUGUAAGAUGCUUCACUCAGAAUAAGAGGAAUUUUUCAGAUAGUUUAUUGAUAGGUUACUUCACCAGUUUGUAUGGAGUUUGUACUCUGGAAAAACAAGUUGUAGAAGUUUUCUGGUUAUCAAGAAUAAUCCUUGUAGAAGAAGCAUUGUAAGCGGCUAAUAAAUACCUAUUAUCGUUCCAAUUUGGAAGUAGAAUUGUGAUUA
Molecule: messenger RNA, 1655 nt
Organism: Solanum verrucosum
Lineage: Eukaryota; Viridiplantae; Streptophyta; Magnoliopsida; Solanales; Solanaceae
Product: L-cysteine desulfhydrase
Exons: 2
Coding region: 112-1476 (454 amino acids)
Source: RefSeq, a predicted model, not a curated record